CCUUCCCAUGGCAGUUGUGGUUGCCUUUACCUUCUGGGAUGACUCCAUGGUUUUCAUACUCAUCCAGUUUCCGGACUAUGGGGUUCUGGCAGCCGUACAGCGCACGAAGGUGGCAGGCGGUGCUGGCGCGUUGGGAGGUCUGAAGGGACCUGAAGAACUGGUGGUACUCAUCAUUGGAGAGUGGUGUGCCCAGUUGCUGUGCCUUUCCAACCCAAGGGCCAGCAGCGCGGCCCCAACCUGACAGCACUGGUGAGAAAUGAAAGGCAGGGGGGUAGGAGGAGGAAAUGCUAACCAUGGCACGCUCAGAAGAGCUGUCAGGGUGAACCCAGACCUCUGUUGUCUUGUCUGGAUGCGAGGUCCAGAACAGUGCUGUGAGAGGGUAAAAACUGAGGUUGAGGCAUGGAGGGGACCAGCUCUGCCCAUACUAACAGGGAUGUAGUAUUCUGGUGACAGUAUGUGGCUGAGGGGCCUUCACCAAAAUCUCUGGAGAUUGAAAUCCUGAGCUGGGAGGAAGGUCUGGGAAGUCAUGGCUGGUACUGAGAAUGCAGCUUUGCUAUGAAACUUGGAGCAGGGAGGUGGAUUCCUUUCAAGACUUUUGUGUCUGCAAAUUCUCUUUGUCUUUUAAGUGUGUGACCUCUUGAGUUAAUGCAGUGUAUCACAACAGGUAUGGAUAUGCCCUUAAAAUGGUCCAAGAAUUCACUGAACCCAUGUGCAAAACAUAAAGCCAAUUCUUCCCUGCAAAGAACAUUAUGAAAGCUGGCGAUAUCAGACAUUUGGAGGCUAGAUGAGCCCAAAUAAAAGUGCCAUGUGCAAUCUUAGUUUCAUCUCCUUAUGCAUAUGCUUUGUAUCCAUUAUUUAAGUCCACAGCAAGCUACUCUUCUUUCCUUAGGACUUCAGUGUCCCUUCAUUAUGGAGACUUGACCUGUCCCACAUGGGGAAGUAAAAUUGUAAGAUAGACUUGUGCUGCAUUCAGGAUAUCUGCCUCAUUUCCCACAGGGGUACGGAAGAAGGAAGCAGGAAGAAGCUGGAAGAGGAAGGGUAGUUUUGUGGGCGUUGUGCUAAGAAGUAGAUUUUAUACCUGGCUACACCACAGAGGCUUCUGUGUGAUGCUGGGUUAGUGCCAGGCUUCUCAGUGUGGUGCUGAUGGAAUUUUGCUUACCUUGUGUGUUGCCAUUUAUAUGAAGGCUGAGGUCUCCUAGAGCUUUGGAGUCUGCAUGUGCUGUAUUUUGAAUGCAAGUGCUACAUAGCAUCUACUCUGAGAAGACAGGGCUGAAACAUCUCUCAAACUGAGAUUCUGAAAGUAGUGGGUAUUUUUAACUUUAAUCCUUCUCUGCCCUCAUUUUGCUAUUUGCAAAAUCACUACAAAUGAAUUAACAGCUGUGAAGCACUAGAAUGUAGAGUGUAUAGAAAGUUCACAAGGAAGAGAGUCAUUUGAAUGGGAUCUGCACAUAAAUCAAGCACAGAACAAUAAGAAUGACUGCUUACUGAACAGCUGCUCAUUGCAAAGGCAUUGUCCAUCCCAGGACUAAAACAGCCAAAAUCAUGUGAAAAGAAGAUAAGCAAGAGCUGUGUUGCUGUGUGCACAGAGGGAACAAAUCAGGAGUUGCAAAAUGAAUGCAAUUUAGGGAUGAGGUAAACGUUCUUUUUGAUGUUGCCACCUCUGUAGUCUGUUAAUCUUUGUCUUCUUUUUUCUUGUAAAGGCAAACUUAAACAUUUCUACAUGGCUUCUAUCUUGUUAGGAUCUCUGCCUUCUUAUUAACAUCUGUGUGCCUGUAGAUGCAGUGUGAUCAAAUAAAAGUGUGUAACUUCCCCCUUGAACUGACCAUAGAGGUUACUGAGCCUUCUGUGAAACAGAACAGAAUGAGACACAGCAAAGUGACUGUAGAAAUCUACAGAAAGUGGGGGAAUGAGGAAACCAGGAAAUACGGGACUCUCCCAUAUCCUCUCACUAGGAUGUAGGCUGAUAGGCCAUGUCUUUCUGUCCAUUUCUUCCAACUCUAAAACCUUCUGUUUGCCUUUAACCAAGGUCAUCUCUCACAUCUCCCUCUGCCUCCCGUACCUCCUCAUCUGGCCAUUUCUUCCCUUCUUGGCUGGUUGUUUGAGCCCAAGUCUCUGCUCUCAUUUCUGAUCUGUGUGCCAAGCUGUGUCACAUCUCCAGACUCCACCCCUGCUCCAGCCUCUGCUCAGGUGUGUCCAGCUCCAAGUCCUUCCUCCCUCAGCUCAGUCCCUCCCUGUCUCUCCUUGAUGAAUAACAUACCAACUCCAGUGUAUAAAGACUGGUAAAACUGUAAGCAUCUGAGAUCUGUGUAUUGAUGUUUUUUGGGGGUGCCCUUUUCUCUUCAUCUCGCCUCCAGUGUGCCCACACUGGAGUACACCAGGGGUGAGGAGGCAAAGAGCAGCCAGGUGAGCCAUCCUUCCUCACACCCUGACCUGAAGGAGAGACAUUUUCUACUCACUGAUCAGAACCAGGAGAGCCUGCAUGACUGACAUAGCACUGUCCUGCCUGAGCUGGGCUAUCACCUGCCCGUGUCCUCCCUCCUGUACCGGGGGUGCUGGGACAGGCAGUGGGGAGCACAGCACGCUUCCCUUGUUUCUGGUGGUGAUGUGUGGUGUCAUAGACACCUUCGUUCUUUGCUCUGUUGUCCCUUGCUUCCGUUGUUCCCCACUUCCGUGCACCCAACAGCAGCUGUGGCAGAUAUAUGUCCUCCCUAUUACUGCUUAACUGAAGGUUGGCACAGUGGCUCCCUGUGCCAGCUGUGUCAUGGGGCUGUCCCUUUGGGCCUCUGCCCAUCAUGUCAGGAGCUCAGUGCAGCUCAUCUCCUUCCUCCUUUGUCUCACUGAUGUCUCAUCAGCCACGAUGUUGCCUAAGUACAUGGCACUGUCCAGGCAUGGCUGACCAGCACCUUGUCCCCACCUGGGUACUCAGUAGUGUUUCAGGCUUCCCACCUUUUUUAUGGCAGUCAUCAAGCAGUAAUGCUUUUCUGCCACAUUCUCAGCUCUGCAAAAAAUAAUCUCUCUUCUGUAUCUGCUUUUUUCUUCUGCAGGUGCUCACCAUCUUGGGAUGCAUAUUGACCGUCUGUUUGGAGCUCCUCUUGAAUGAUAGCAGAAAGGGACUGAAGCAGAAAGUGGUUUUCCUCUCCUAAAAGCAUCAGGAUGUCUCAGCAGGGUCAGGCCUACCUGCUGCCUUGUAUGUUGAAUGGGGAAACGUGGGGAGGGAGGGCUCAGCUUCCCUGCCGUGUUCCAGUGGCAUGAUGCGAAGUCAUGUAACUGAAAUGAUGCAAUGCCAUUGCAGAGUUAGUAUUUACAUGCACAGUUUUUAAGCAUCUUCUUUCUCCAACGUGUACCUUUCUGGCUGUUCAGAAUUCAGCAUCUUAAAAUGCCACAGUGUGCUGCACAAAUGCAACACAGAGCUAAAUAGGUGACCUAAUUUUCCAUCCUACAAAACCCACUCGUACGCUGUACUUCUGCUCUGAAGAAAAAGUCCUUGUAUGUUGGCACUCAAAACUGCCCAAUCCAAAUGAUGUCAGUGCUCACACACACACGUGUGUAGCUGCAUUUUUCAGCUCAUCUCCAGCCCUGGGCUCUGUCAGGAAUGAGGCAGCCACAGUGUCAUUAUGCUGAACAGGAUGGGAAGUUCUGCCUUUGGUCUGCUAUUGCUGCUGCUGAUGUGUGAACAGAUCAAAAUCCCUCCCUCAGCCCUCCCUCAGCCUGGCUGAGUCACCGAGCAAAUCCUCCUCCAUGGAAGCAAUGGAGAAGACUCUAGGCAGAUGCAGAAAGCAACGCAUGUGUGCGGGCAGCAUUUUCCCUCUGCUUCAGCAGGACUGUACUGUGUUCAUAUUUAACACACCAGGAGGAAAGUUGACAGGGAGAAAAUGGCUUCAGGCUUCUCUGUUUUCUGUACAGAACUCAGCAAGCUGACAGGCAGCUCUCAGUAGUAUGUGCAGCCAACCCCGUCUUUGCUGUGUGAGUGGCCCUGGCUAGCAGACCCCACCAGCAGUGUCACAGUGUGUGGCAGAACAUCAGUAACCCUGACUUGUGCUUCUGAGCAUUAUUUUAUAUCUGGCCUAGGAUGCUUUCAUUUCCUAAAUCUCAUUCUCAACACUGCUACUAGAACUGAUGGUAUUUGUUACAUCUGUUUUCCCUCUCUGAUCAGGAGCUGCUGUCCCUGACUUUUCUUUAACCUCGUGGGCAGAGUGAAGAGAAACAGCACUGUGUCCACGAGGAACUGAACUCUGAAACAGUGGAGGUACUGCUCAAAAGGUGGCCAGACCAUGGGUGACAUACAGAAGGCUCAAUCUCAUCAGGAAAAGCCUGCGAGAGCUGACUUGCACCCGUUCAUCUCCAGAAGGCCCACUACAGGUACUCUGCAGGACUCUGAUGAAAGACCAGACUGCAAGCAGGAGCUGGAGAUGGAAAAUGAGGUGAAGCUGUCUUUUGUAAAGAGGCAGGGAAAGGGAGCUGUCAUGGCAGUGUGGGAUUGCGAAGGUGAUGGCACUCCAAUUGGCAAGGUGGUCCUUGCUGGGGACAGGCCAGACCCUCCAGUGUGUGGGAACAGCACCAUUUGGAUUCAGCAGGUGGGAGAGAAAACCUACGAGUGUCCCGAAUGUGGGAAGAACUUCAGCCGGAGCUCGUAUCUCAGCCAGCACCAGAGGAUCCACCUGGCAGAGAAACCCUUCAGCUGCUCUGAAUGUGGGAAGAGUUUCACCCGCAACUCGGACCUGAUCAAACACCAGCGGAUCCACACAGGAGAGAAGCCCUACCAGUGCAACGAGUGUGAGAAGACCUUCAGCCAGAGGUCCAACGUGAUCAGGCACCAGCGGACCCACACUGGAGAGAGACACUACCAGUGCAAUGAGUGCGGGAAGAGCUUCAGCCAGAACUCGCAUCUCAUCGUCCAUCAGAGAAGCCACAAAGGAGAGAAACCAUUUCAUUGCCCCCGGUGUGAGAAAAGCUUCAGCGACCGCUCCUCCCUUAUCAUACACCGGAGGGUCCACACUGGAGAGAAGCCCCACAAGUGCCAGGUAUGCGGGAAACAUUUUCGAGACAGCUCAGCCAUCAUUCGGCAUCACAGGAUCCACACGGGAGAGAAACCCUAUAAGUGCACCGAAUGUGGGAAAACCUUCCGCCAGAGCUCCUCGCUGGUGACCCACAUGCGGACGCAUACAGGCGAGAAACCCUACAAAUGCCCUGUGUGUGGGAAAAGCUUUAGCCAGAGCUCAGCACUCACCACGCAUCGCCGCAUCCACGGGGGAGAGGUGUUGCCCCUGUACCAUGGCAGCCUCUUGGCCAGCCCCUACCAGUGCGCUGAGUGCGGCAGGCGGUGCAGCGACCAACCCACUCUCAUCAAGCACCAGACCACGCAUGUGGAGGAGCGGCCCUACAUCUGCGUGGAGUGUGGGGACAGCUUCCGUCGGAGCUCAGCACUCAAUGUCCACUUGAGGAUCCACCGUGGGGAGAGACCCUACAAGUGUGAGGAAUGUGGGAAAACCUUCCGGCAUAGCUCAGCUUUGGGUGCACACUUGAGGAUUCAUGCGGGAUCCAAGCCCUACGAGUGCGCUGAGUGUGGGAAAAGCUUCCGGAAAAGCUCGACGCUUAAAGUGCAUCUGAAAAUCCAUGUGGUCAAGAAGCCUUAUAAAUGUACCGUGGGUAGGAGGACUCUCUCUUCCUGUUCUCUUCUCCCAUAGGGUUGGUUGGAGCAGAAAAUGAGCAGAAUUUGAUUGUAUCUGAGGGCGCGUGAAAAACAUAGGUACUGAGAAUUACAGUGGCAAAAGGCUAAGGAGACACCGUAGCAGCUCUGGGUGCUUAACCCCAGUGGUAUGUUAAGUUAUGAGGUCAGGGAGCUCAUCCUAGGAACUGCGUACUGGCAGUUAAAAAGAGUACUGAGAGCUGAGGGGAGACCAAGUUCUGUGUAAUUUGGGGACUGUGAGUAUGUGGUAGAAUACAAGCAGAAGAAUUGGGCUUUUAAAAUAACUUUUCAACAAAGUGGAAGAUCAAAUUUAAAAGGUCCAAGUUGGAUCUCAUUCAAAACUCUAGCUCGUUAGGCACUGCAGUAGACUUAGAAACUCAUAUUUUCCAUUAAAUAUGGUGAGUUGACCCCGUAUUUGAGCAGGCACUUCCAAUUCCUUGAGUCCAAAACUGAGGAGCUGAACCUCAACCCGUUCUGUUUUUCAAUCCUCUGUUCCAAAUCCUACAUGGGACGAUGAAUUCCUACCUCCAUACACAACAUCUGGGUGACAAAAUGGCCGAGUAAAGCGAAACUGACAGAAGACUUGGACGUGCAAGCGUAGCCAGUUGGAACACUGCCCAUCACCGGUGUUGGGCAGCUUUGUCCUCCUUGUUUUUUUAACGCCUUCCUGUUAGGGACAUCAACAAAACGUGGGCAAAACAGUGGCCUUACAUUGUUUAACCAAAAAAAAAAACAACAAAAAAAGGGUUCCCCCUAGAUGUGUGUGUUAUUCUUAGCACGUAUGAUAGGUUCCUACUGGUAGGCAGGAGACUGUUUGCAAUUUUGUAGUCCUUUAUGUGAGAGAACUCUUCUUCAGCUCCCUGCUGUUUGUGCUUUAGUAAUAUGUAAAGCUCGGUGUUAAGUUAGGAAUUCGAGCUUUAGGUUAGGAAUUCCUAUAUUACACGUAGUGCUGUGGCAAUGACUGCAUUACAGAAACCUCCUCUGUAUUGCUGUGUUUUGUUACGAGGGAUGUGUUUCCAUCCUAAAUAAACUUUUUCUUUUUUUUUU
Messenger RNA from Tympanuchus pallidicinctus (lesser prairie-chicken), 6733 nucleotides. Its product is annotated as zinc finger protein 501-like. Bases 4272 to 5684 code for a protein of 470 amino acids. The transcript is spliced from 2 exons. Gene Ontology annotation, biological process: regulation of transcription by RNA polymerase II. The record is from RefSeq and is a predicted model, not a curated record. Lineage: Eukaryota; Metazoa; Chordata; Aves; Galliformes; Phasianidae. Gene Ontology annotation, molecular function: DNA-binding transcription factor activity; RNA polymerase II cis-regulatory region sequence-specific DNA binding.